Messenger RNA from Orbilia oligospora ATCC 24927, 459 nucleotides. RefSeq lists its product as uncharacterized. The transcript has a single exon. Bases 1 to 459 code for a protein of 152 amino acids. NCBI's taxonomy places the organism in Eukaryota, Fungi, Ascomycota, Orbiliomycetes, Orbiliales, Orbiliaceae. The record is from RefSeq and is a predicted model, not a curated record.
AUGACCUCUCCUCCUCCUCUUUCUAACUCUCCACUACGCAGACUAUCAUACGGCUCAUACGACGGAUCCUCAGAUGGGCCUUCACUUGAAGACCGAGAAGCCGUGCUCUCUUUAAACCUCAAAGAUGAUUAUCUACUUCCACAUUCACUCGACGAUAUUGGUAUAGACAAUCAAAGGCGUGAAAUUCUCGUCCGUGAUUCAAGUAAUCUUAGAGAAGAUGACGAGAAAAGAAUAAACGAAGUUAUUGGAUUCUAUAAAGAAAAAUAUAAGACGAAAUAUCGAUCCAGGUAUAAGUGGAAGUAUAGAGAGCUGCUUAAACAUAUGGAGGCGAAGGAAGAUAAAGCUGCUGGAACUAGGGACAAGGACUUUGAUCUAUUUGGUUCGAGUGCCAGGUAUGGUUUUCAGGAACAAGGGGAGAGACCUGCGGGGUAUCAAAUAAGAAUACGUAAAGGUAAUUAG